CUGAGCUGGUUCUGGGGUGAAAGGGUGCAGAGCAAGCAUGGCGUCCUCCACAGAGGCGGAUAGCGUGAGUGUAAACCCUGCACAGACACACGGAACGAAUCAAUCGAAAAGGAAACAGAGUAAAGUUGAUGAAUCAGACCUGUUGACCGUGCCAGAGGGAUGGAAAGAGAAACCAUUUACACAAGAGGACAACCCAAGGGGUUUAUUGGAAGGAAGCAGCUUUGCCACUCUAUUUCCCAAAUACAGAGAAGCCUACUUGAAGGAGUGCUGGCCACUGGUGCAAAAAGCACUGGGGGACUGUGAAAUUAAAGCAACUCUAGAUUUGAUUGAGGGCAGCAUGACGGUCAGCACCAGUAGAAAGACCUUUGAUCCAUACGUCAUUAUAAAGGCUAGAGACCUGAUAAAGCUGCUGGCAAGAAGUGUUCCUUUUGAACAGGCUGUGCGUAUUCUUCAAGAUGACAUGGCAUGUGACAUCAUUAAAAUUGGCUCUUUAGUAAGAAAUAGAGAGAGGUUUGUGAAAAGAAGACAGAGAUUGAUUGGUCCAAAAGGAUCCACCCUCAAGGCGCUUGAACUUUUGACAAGCUGUUACGUUAUGGUUCAGGGGAACACUGUGUCUGCCUUGGGGCCAUACAAUGGGUUAAAGGAAGUUAGAAAAGUAGUACUGGACACAAUGAAGAACGUUCACCCGAUAUACAACAUCAAGACGUUAAUGAUCAAGCGUGAGUUGUCGAGAGAUCCAGAGCUCAGAAUGCAGAGCUGGGAGAGAUUCCUGCCCAACUUCAAACAUAAAAACCUGAGCAAACGGAAGGAGCCCAAGAAGAAAACAGUUAAGAGAGAGUACACACCGUUCCCACCACCACAGCCAGAGAGCCAGAUGGACAAAGAGUUAGCAACUGGUGAAUUCUUCCUACGAGAAAGCCAGAAGAGAAGGAAGAAGUUGGAGGAAAUAAAGGUGAAACAAGCUGAAGCUCUAACUAAGAAACAAGAAGAAAGGAGCAAAGCAUUUAUUCCUCCUAAAGAGAAUCCUGCUGGGAAAACAAAGAGAGCUCCAACUGAAACCAAAAUUGACAUUGAAGCCAUCAAAGACAAAGUCAAGAAAGCCAAGAGUAAGAAGCUGGGUGCUCCCCCAGUUAACAGAGCAGCUGAGACUGCUUCUGCAAGUGUAAAGAAAAAGAAGAAAAGGAGCUAGGUUUUAUCCUGCAGCGACAGAUGUGUUCUUUUGGGAUACAAAUUCAUUUUUCCCUUUAUCUCUUGCUUUGGGACAUUCUGUAUAGGGGAAAUGUAAUGUAGAAAUUGCUUGUAGAGUACCAAUAUCAAAGUAGCAAUACAACAAACAUUGCAGAUAAAAGGAGAGAAAGGACCAUGUUGAGAUCUAUUUCAGUCAGUUUGGUUAUCCUGUAUUUUGGUUAAUAUAGAAUUUUAUUUUUAAAUAAUUACAAACUUUGCUAAUCCUUUUUUUUUUUUUUUUAAGAAGUUUGCAAAAGUGUUAAGCAGUGUUGUAAUUGCAUUAAGGAACUUGAAUGAGUGAAUUGCCAGACCUUAAAGUAAUUGCAGCAAAACUUUUUUUUUUUAUAUUAAAUCUUGCCCUUUUUGCACUUCCUUCAGCUACUUGUGUACAGUUUUGAAAGAAACACAUGUUCUAGCAGACUUGUCUUCAUUUCAAAACAUUACCUGGUACUACUUUAGGUUAAAAGUUUGGUUUCUAAUCCUUAGUGCAGGGUAUCUGAUAUCUUCACUUCCUGAGUCAUUUCACCUCCGCUGGGUCAUGACAGAAAAAGAAGCCGGGGGGACGGAGACGAAAGACAAGUUCCCCCUGCAGGUCAAAUGCAGCGCUAACUGAAAGCACUGUUUGCAAACAGUUUUUUUUAAAGUUUAGUAACAUAUGUCAUGUUUACUGUAAUGUGUUUCUUUCAGGAUUGGUCAUUGCAGAUAUGCCACAACUAUAAUGGUUUGCAACAGCGCAUACUGCAUGCUUGCUCCUUCGUUGCCAUUUUACCACUUUGCUUUCCAGUCAUGCCCUCCCCUCAAAGCAUGUAUGAAAGUAUAUUAGUGCUAACUUGUGUCAAUUUCCCAAGCAAUUAUGCAAAAGUAGACAGAUCUGCUAGGAGUUAGGUAAAACACCCACAGCUAUUCAGUGUGUGUUCUUUUGCCAAACACUCAGAUUUCAGAUUAUAAUUCUGCCUGCUGAAAGCUGGUUCAGAUGUGCUUUCAAGAAAUGUCAUCUUCAAACCAUUUCGGGGACAGACCUCAAAACCCCAUGUCAUUAUUUUGUAUUUUCUUUAAUGUUUUCUUACAUCAACACUCCUGUGACAGUACCCUUGCCACAGUGAGAGAUUUUACAAACUUUCCAGCUGGUUUUAUUGUAUACUUACUAUUUAAAAACAGGGCACUACAACAUCCUUUGUGUUUUUUAUAUAUAUAAUCUCUCUAUUCCUUCCUGUUUCAGGUGAGCUCAAACCUAGUGAAAAGACAGAUUUACAGAAAUGAUAAUGUAAGAUUGUAACAGUCAAAAUUAUUCCAAAAACAAUGAAAUGUUCUGCUUUUAGUAACAGUAAAG
Polyodon spathula (Mississippi paddlefish) is the source of this 2557-nucleotide messenger RNA. RefSeq names its product KRR1 small subunit processome component homolog. Lineage: Eukaryota; Metazoa; Chordata; Actinopteri; Acipenseriformes; Polyodontidae. Bases 38 to 1189 code for a protein of 383 amino acids. Gene Ontology annotation, molecular function: RNA binding. The transcript has 10 exons. Gene Ontology annotation, cellular component: small-subunit processome; nucleolus. The record is from RefSeq and is a predicted model, not a curated record.